This is a messenger RNA of Cryptococcus wingfieldii CBS 7118, 747 nucleotides long. RefSeq lists its product as hypothetical. The record is from RefSeq and is a predicted model, not a curated record. Gene Ontology annotation, molecular function: protein-folding chaperone binding; Hsp90 protein binding. The transcript is spliced from 6 exons. Gene Ontology annotation, biological process: chaperone-mediated protein complex assembly; protein folding. Gene Ontology annotation, cellular component: nucleus; cytosol. Bases 1 to 747 code for a protein of 248 amino acids. Lineage: Eukaryota; Fungi; Basidiomycota; Tremellomycetes; Tremellales; Cryptococcaceae.
AUGGCCCCCCUCCAUCCCGAAAUCACCUGGGCUCAGCGCUCCUCAGAGUCCGAGCCUGAGAAGAACGUCAUCUACUUUACCAUCAACACCCCCGACAUUCAAGGCGAGCCCAAGUUUGACAUCAAACCCACCGAGAUCUCUUUCAGCGCCAAGGCUGGCGACGCCUCCAAGGGUAUCCCCGAGAAAGAGUUUGCUUUCGACCUCCAGCUCUGGGACGAGAUUAUCCCCGAGGAAACCAAGAAGCUCAUCACUUCUCGAGCCGUCGUCCUUACCCUCAGAAAAAAGGAAAACAAGGCCGAGUACUGGACUCGACUGACCAAGGAGAAGCCCAACAGGAACUGGAUCAAGACCGACUUUUCCAAGUGGGUCGACGAGGAUGAGCAGGACGAGGCCGAGGAGCCUAGCGGACUCGAAGGCUCCCAGGGAAUGGGUGGACCUCCUGGUAUGGGCGGCCCCCCUGGUGCGGGCGGUAUGGACUUUGCUUCGAUGAUGCAGGGUAUGGGCGGUGGUGGUGGCGGUGGUAUGCCCGAUUUGGCUUCCAUGAUGGGCGGAGCUGGUGGAGCUGGCGGACCCGGUGGCAUGGACUUUUCCAAGCUCAUGGAGCAGAUGGGUGGAGCUGGUGGCGGUGCCGGCGCGCCCGACCUCAACUUUGGCGACGACGACGACGACAUUGACGACUCUGAAGAGCCCACCGACGCCAAGAAGGGCGAUGCUUCCGGUGUUGAGAGCCUUGACGACGUUGAGUAA